This is a messenger RNA of Paramuricea clavata, 12781 nucleotides long. NCBI's taxonomy places the organism in Eukaryota, Metazoa, Cnidaria, Anthozoa, Malacalcyonacea, Plexauridae. The record is from the annotation of a GenBank genome assembly.
UAUAUUUAGAAAUUCAGAGACUGCGCAACAAGACAAUCUCUCUGACAUGAUGUGGAGUGUGUGGCCUGAACUGCCAGCAUUUGGUCGUAAAGCUGCGCAGUUUGUGGAUCUCCUGGGCUACUUCACCAUUAAACGCUCUCUGUCUGAAGAGAAAGCUGCGGAAUUUUCUGAGAAAGCGAUUGCAUUGUUGACGAAACAAAAUGAAAUUCUCCGAAAUCAUGCGAACUCAAAUGUUUACAGGUCAGUAAUACUUCUCAAAAGACUGAUCACUCAUCAAGAUGCAUCAUUAAUGAAAUAAUUGUACUCCUCUCAACCAAUCAGCAUCCAGUAAUUUUGUCAUGCUAAUAAUAAGAUGCCAAAUAAAUGGAAUGGAGUAAUGUGGUUGUGUUGUACCUAUAAAUGUUUAAUCUUUAUGCAUGGUUUCUUAUUCAGUAUUCUAUGUUUGUAGGUUACUUUCUGGCUUGGUGGACUUCGAUGGUUUCUAUUUAGAAAGUGAUCCUUGCUUGGUGUGCAAUAAUCCUGAAGUGCCGUACAAUAAUAACAAACUCUCAGCGAUCAAAGCAGAUGCGAGAUUCUCGACAACAUCUCAUAUGGUGAAAUUGGUUGGAAGCCAUAAUAUCUCCAAAGUCACUCUUCGUGUCACUGAUGUCAAACGACAGAAAAUGGUGAGACAUAGUGGUUCUCAUGUUGGGUGUCUGUGGUCGAGUGGUUGCUGGAUGUGCUUUUCACCUUUUAUAAGCGCUGUUCAACUGUUGUUUGAUUGACAUUUUGCUUCACUCAAACUGAGAACAUGUUUUUCCCCGGACACUUUCUCUUGUAAUAACACUCAACUUGCACGGUACAAGUUUUCAGCAAAAAGGUUUUCAGCAAAACUGGAUGGUCCUUACUGGGGGCCUUUAGAGCUAUCCAGUAUAAACAAAGUUAGUUUAAUUCAGGUUUCCUCCUGUAGUAACACUGGAUCAAUAAGGGAUGAUCCUUACUGGACCUCUAGGAAGAACAGUUUAGAACUGAUAGAACUAUCCAGUAUAAAUAAAGUUAGUUUAAUUUAGGUUUCCUCCUGCAGUAGAAUUGUUCUAGUUUUGAAAUACAUAUAUACUAUAUACACACAGCACUAAAAACUGACCUCUCUAUUUCAGGUGAAAACAAUUAAUCUCUACUACAACAACAGAUCUGUUCAGUCAGUCGUAGAACUAAAAAACAAGACAGCGGUCUGGCAAAAGGCAAAGAAAUGCCAUCUUAUUCAAGGACAAACUGAGGUCAAAAUCGAAUUUCCUCUGCCAAUCGUUGCAUGCAAUCUCAUGAUAGAGUACGCAGAUUUCUAUGAGAAUCUUCAAGCGUCUUCAGAAACACUGCAGUGUCCUAGAUGUAGCGCUCCAGUUCCAGCCAACCCUGGCGUCUGUGGAAACUGUGGAGAGAAUGUUUAUCAGUGCCAUAAGUGCAGGUAUGGAACGUCUUUCUUGAAAUACAUGCCUGGCAACUUACACUAGGUACUGUAGUAUUCUACAGUAAGCUGCUGUGGUUUGUGUCUGAUAUGGCUGAAAAAGAUAUCUCAAAUGUAGGGGGUUCAAGUAGUUCAGCUUUAUGUAGAACACCACCUACAAAAGUGUCAACCGAUUCCCAUGUUUGAGAUAUCAAUUUGUUUUGUUCUCAACUGUUUUUAGAUCAAUCAAUUACGAUGAAAAAGACCCGUUCCUCUGCAAUGCUUGUGGUUUCUGCAAGUAUGCCAAGUUCGAUCUAACAUUGACAGCCAAACCUUGUUGUGCUGUAGACCCAAUUGAAAACGAAGAGGACAGGAAGAAGGUAUGAUAUUGCUGAAAUAACUCAACUAUAUUAACGUUAUAUUGAGUAACUCUAUCAGUUCUGAACUGUUCCCCCAUCAUCUUGUAUUGGGGUGUUUGGUAGAGUCAAACUGGAAGCAUUCUUGUCACAUGUGACUGAGAUGAAAUUGUAAUGAGACAAGUACAUAUUGCAGGAAAUAAAGCUUGGUGACAAAGAUGAAAGAUGCAUGCACUAACCACUAACCACAGUGUCCGCAAGACGCCAUAAUACUUUGUCUUGUUUUUUGUAGGCUGUCACAAGUAUCAACACUUUACUGGAUCGUGCUGAUAAAAUGUAUCGUCAGUUGGUCGCUCAUAGACAGCCAUUGGAUUCCUUGUUGAUGAAGAUAGCAGAACAGGGAGAUAAUGAUUUUAUUAAGGUAUAACGUAUUAGUAUGACAUCAUAAUGACAUCACUGUGACGUCACUGAACAAGGUUGAAUAAUAUUCAUUGUUCAACGUGUCAAAAAUAGCCUUAACUAAACUUGUUUAUACUGGAUAGCUUUAUCUUGUCAUCAAUAUCAUUUUCAGAGUGAAACAUCCCAUGUGAGUACGUCAUCAGUCUCGGGCAAUGCGGGCGGUCAGACUGUGAAUAAAAGUAUUCAAGCUGUAGCUCAGAGAUAUUGUGUUGACUGUAAGGGCAACUUUGAUGAACUUAGCAAGAUUACACAGGUAUGUCACAUGGGGGGGGGGGGGGUUGCAGACAUUUGCAGAGUAAGAAAAAUGUGAUUGUUAGUUAUUACGAGUGUACAGUAGUACUUAAAUUUCUACUGUAAUAAUAAUUUGCAGAAAGUGCUUGCAUCCCGUAAAGAAUUGAUCGAAUACGAUACUCGCGUUAGAGACAAAAUAACAUCAAGUGAAGGCACACAACCACGAGCACCAGCCAAGCAACUCUCUACAAUAUCAGAUGCACAAUCUGUUCCUGGACGAUGUUAUGGAUGUUCCUCUGCAGCCACUGAACACUGUGUGACUUUAUUGAAAGCUUUGGCAAUGAAACCAUCUACACGAGACACGCUCAUUAAAGAGGUAAAUUAAGACGAUUCUCUUUAAAUGCCUGAGCCGACCUUGAUAACUAAAACCUGCCUUUCUAGAGCUCCUGUAAGGCUUAUCCUUAUUGGUCAAGUGUUACUACAGGGUGAAACUAUAAUUCUCAGAGAAGAGUUAUGGUGUUUGGUAGAGUCAAACAUGAAAAACUCUUUUUGAUGUGACGAUAUCGUAAUUAUGCAUCUGCAUAUUUCAGGAAGGAAACCCCAGACACAGAGAUGAAUGUCUCGUGCACCAGUUACUGUGACACUGUCCGCUAGGCUGCUCAACCUUAUCCGAUAUUUCAGUGUUUACAUCUCAAUUAUUUAGGGUCUGAUUGUUGAAUUGGUGAACUUCACCUUGUAUCAAGGAACAUGUUCAAUCAGAAACAAUGUUCGAGAUCUACUGUGCCUUUUGACAAGAAAUAAUCCUGAUGCUGCCGCAGAACUCAAUACAAUACUGGUGGAUAGAGUUACCAAAGGAAUGAAAGAACAAAGUAUAAACCCCUCUGUGGUAAGUUUAUCUUGCGACAUUAACAACAUCUUAACAAUCACUAUUUACGUACAGUGAUUUGUAAGUCUUAAACUAUUCCUGCAGUUCUACUCCUAACUGUUAUUCUUAUACUAACCUUUACGUUUUCACCAAUCUCCUAACCCUCAAGCAAGUUUGAGUUGAAUAAAAAUGUUGUUUUGUAGUCUUCCUCAAUAAGUCGUGAUAUGCAGUUGUUGACGAAAACUGUAGAACUAGAAGAUUCGUGUUGGGAGCAAAGAUUACGUUGUGGUAUGUUGAUUACCAUGUCAGACUUAGUGUGACCCUCCUAAUUUUAACCAUAAUUCACUUAUUUGUUGUGUUUUAGUGACUCAGAUAUUCUUACUAUCUGUACAACACGUGAGUCCUAUAGUGGUACAAGCCGUCACUCUACCUUGUCUCAAGAUCUUAUCUCAGUUUGUUAAACCAAAACCUGCUACAACUAAAACUAAUGCUGUAAGUUUUAUUCUCUAAUGACUAACUUUAUUUAUACUCGACAGUUCUAUCAGUUUUAAACUGUUCUCCCCUGGAGGUCCAGCAUUGGUCCAGUGUUCACACAAGGAAACUGGCUUACCUGGAGAAAACCUGUAAUGUUUGGUGGAACCAAACCGAAGGCUCUCUCCUCACAUACGACUGAGCUGAAAUUAUAAUCAGACGAUGCAGGAAUCAAACCAAUAGUUACCGAUGUUAUUAUCUAUGUGGUUUUCAACUUUCAUGAAUGUAAACAGGAUAACAUUACUGAACCAGAGUAGCGAUCAACAGCAUAUUUACAACGUAUCUUAACACAUUUUUAUUAUUAGAACAAGAAUAUCGACGAAAUAGCGUCAGUGAAAGCACAAGCCGCGCCAAUAGCAAACAUGAAGGACUGGAUCGAGUCCCAGCCGGAAGCAAGCUACGAAGAAUGGGAACGUCGCGCAACUCAGACGCCUGGGGCGAACGGGGCGAGCCUACAAGAGACGAGUGAUGAGUCAGUGGAUGACUUAAAUGAAGAAUGGUUAAGAAACGUCAUGUUCUCGCCAUCAUGUGGCGCUUUGAGACAAGUUGCAUGUAGUAUUGUAGAGACAGUAUGUCAGGUAAGACAUGAAGUACUUCAUAGUUAUGGGGAGGUUGAUGGUGGGCCCACGUCAGAAGUGUUGACAAGUAUUUAGGAUCGUUGACCAGCAUCUACGUCAGAAGUGUUGACAUGUAUUUAGGAUCAUUGACCAGCAUCUACUGCAGAAGUGUUGACAUGUAUUUAGGAUCGUUGACCAGCAUCUACUGCAGAAGUGUUGACAUGUAUUUAGGAUCGUUGACCAGCAUCUACUGCAGAAGUGUUGACAUGUAUUUAGGGAUCGAUCGUUGUCCAGCAUCGACUGCACUAUAGUGAAAGUGUCCUAAAUAGUCUGUGAUUAUAAACUGUGUGAUUGUUUUCUGUAGAUUCCUGGGCGGAAACGUAAGAUCAUGGAUCUACUGACCAGGUAUGGUUAUCAGGAGAUUAUUUGGGAGGUAACCUCAAACUCCUCACUGGGUUUUUAAUCUAUUUCAGCCGCCAGUUACCACAUUAUAAUACUGCCUGCAGUGGAACUCUACGUGUGAUAUUUGUGAAUCAACUUAUUUUUUAUUUAUUCUAGUUAUCUACAAGGUGUUGGCAAGGCUGGGGAAAAUGCGACGGAAUUUUUCAAUUUGUAUUCUGAGUUAAUGAAGCCAUCAUUGUGGAAAGGUUACCUCGCCACCAGUGGGGCCUUACUCAUUAUCAGAGAUCUCAUUAUGAACGUACGUGCCGUUGUUUGCAGCUGAGAAUGAACACUUACAGAUCAUGACCUGUAUUGCUUUCUUUUUAGGAGAAUGAACAGCUACAGAUUAUGACCUGUAUUGUUUUCUUUGUAGGAGAUCGAACAGCUACAGAUGAUGACCUAUAUUGUUUUCUUUUUAGGAGAUCGAACAGCUGACAGUUUUGGAAGAAACUACGUUAAGUUCAGAUCUAUCUCAAGGUUACUCAUUGAAGAGACUUACAGGUAUGUUUCGUUACAUCAUAACAACUUGAUGGCUUUAUUUUCUGACGAAUAUUGACUCGGCAGGUGAUAUUUUAAAAUCUUUUUGGUUAAAAUUUAAUGGUAACUUGCUCAACCAAAAGCAUAUCAAACUUCUAUCUUUGAGAAUUCUAGUAUCGCCAUGCCUAGAGUCAAUCACUGCUUUCCACUUCUAAAAAUGUUAUUUUAAACAAUCAACUAUAUUUUAUUACUUUGUGAUUUUAAAGUUGACGUUUUUCUUAAGAACUGAUGGCGUCCUUUGUGGAAGAUAAAAAGAUCAAGCAAGAUUUCAAAGGAAAACUUGUGGGUGCAGUUCUGAAUGGUUAUCUCUCACUACGCAGGUAACUGCCUUUCCUCCGAUCCUUAGUACUAUGCAGUGCUUAGCUCUAAAUUUCUAAAUGAAACCUUGAACCUUCGAUCUAGAUUGGUUGUGCAAAGAACGAAGUUAGUUGAUCAAAGUCAGGAAAUUUUGUUGAAUCUUUUGGGCGAACUGACGUCUGGUAUGUUUAUGUUGUAUUGUUUUAAUUAAUUAAUUACUUCAAUCUUCAAACAUACUCUCCUUUGAACAUGAUCUAGUGUAUAUUAUUUUGAUUCUGUCCUAAUCGUUUAGGAACUGAGUCUGAAACGAAAGAAUUUAUGGCAAUUUGUGUGAACACAUUAAAGAGGUUUGUAUCGUCUUUGAAGUCAGACGAUGGUAGAUUUCAGAAAAUUGUAGUUUCCAAUAACAAUAUUCUUACCUUUCAGAUAUGAACUGGAUGACCUACGUACUCCUGUGUUCAUCUUCGAACGACUGUGUAACAUAAUCUAUCCUGUAAGUAUGAUAGCAUGCGUUGGUUGUGUAACAUCAUUUAUCCUGUAAGUAUGAUAGCAUCUCUCAAGCUGGGUAGAUCUAUCAGUUCUAAACCAUCCUCUCUCUAUUUCAGGAGGAGAACGACACAAGUGAGUUUCUGUUGUUGUUAGAGAAAGAUCCUCAACAAGAAGAUUUCCUCCAAGGUCGCAUGCAGGGUAACCCUUACAAGUAAGUCGUACUUGAUAUCGUGAUGCAGGAUGAAUAUAAGUUUUACACACUCACAUUGUUAUUCUAGGUCGACUGAUACUGGGAUGGGUCCGUUAAUGAGAGAUGUUAAAAACAAGAUAUGCACGGAUUGUGAUCUGAUUGCUUUGCUUGAAGACGACACUGGCAUGGAGGUGAGUCUAAAUUUGCUUUCAUCGAGAAUUCCUAUGUUUCAUAUAUUCUUACAUAAUAUGUCUUUAUGUUUAGCUUCUCGUCAACUCUAAGAUCAUCAGCCUGGAUUUACCUGUCAAAGAAGUUUAUAAGAAGAUCUGGUGUCCACAGGGAGAGGUGAGACUUGCCGAAUCUAUCUUCAUCAAUCUAACUAACUAUAUACUGGAUAGCUUUAUCACUUCUAAGCUGUUCUUCCUACUUCCUAGUCCAGUAAGUCCAGUUCUUAUUGAUCCAGUGUCACUAUAGGAGGAAACGUAAACCUAAUCUCACUCGUGGAUUACAUUGACCUAAUUUAUUGUGUUAUAGGGUGAACCUAUGAAAGUAGUUUACCGAAUGAGAGGUACAGUUAUUGUUAUUUAUUUUACAUCGUGCAGAAGACAUCGUGUAAACUGUUUUCACACAUUGUUGUGUAGGAUUAUUGGGCGACGCCACUGAGGAUAUUGUUGAACAUCUGGAUAAAAACAAUCGUAAGUUGAUGAAAAAGACUGAAUGCAAAUGUUUAAUUGUGAGUCAUUCACAUAUUAAUGAGUCUUGCGUUUAUUUUUCAGAGAAAGGUGUUGAUAAUGAGAUUGUGUACAAGAUGGCAAACGUGAUGAAUGAGUGUGGAGGUCUGGAGGCCAUCUUGAAAAGGUGAAACACAUAUACUUGCUGAACGUCUAGGGAAAACUGUUUAGAACUGAUAGAACUGUCCUAUGUGAAUAAAGUUAAGAAUUUCCUAAAUUACUUUUCGUGUUUGUCAGGUUGUCAGGAUUACGAGACUUAGUUCGUGGGCGUCAACUUCUUGAAGUCAUCUUGAAAUUAUUUGGUUUUUGUGUCAAAGUCAAGGUAUGAUAUCUCAACUACAUGCUUGCAAAAGUUGUUUAGAAAUUUCCUAAAUGUUAUUUAAGAUUGUACACUCAAAAUUCAACCCUGUUUUUAGGCAAAUCGUGAUUAUCUUGCGAAACCAUCGCUCAAGACUUUGAAAAUCUUGCUGGACGUUUUGAACCAGGUGAACUUUCAUGUUUUAUUUUAGUGGAUUUGUUCAACCAGCAGUUGGAAAAUAAAUUGUAUUUAUUCCAUUAUACGAAAUAUUCUUGUAUUCGGUUUUGAAUAAAUACGUAUGUAGUUUCAUUUGCUUUCGCCACAACCUUCUUCAAGCCACACACAGUUUUUGGCUUUUUGCUACGUUGCGGAUUUGGCCUACAAGGCCAGAUUACCAACUGGCUUUGAUCACCAACCACGCCCAUCUCCAAACUUAGAUACUUGCUUUUAACAUUAAUUCAGUUCUCCAAUACAGACCUAUGGUUUCUGGUGUCUAUCUUUUUACGCUGAUUUCUCGACUAUAGAUCUUGCGUGUUGAACAAGCCACACCCAGUGGUAUUGGAACUAUGGCAGAACAAAUCUUGUCAAUUAUUGAAACUCUCCUGCAAGGAGGAGGUGCAAACAUGAAACUGAUGAUAGCUGCUGGACAAGAAGAAGAAUCUCAGUUAGAGAUGUUACUGGAGAUUAUCAAAACACCUUACGUUGUAAGUCACUGCUGAGUAUGGUAUGGUAAGAUAGUAUAGGGCUCACACUAACAUGAUCGUAUGGUAUACAGAACUUUUAUACAGAACAACUCUAUCUCGGCUAGAAGUAGUUUCUACCUACAGGUAGGAAAAUGUCUGGUAUUAAAUGCUCUCUUUUCUUUUCAAGCGUUCGAAUAACAACGUUCUACUGUCCUUGAUGCACAUUCUGCCCUUCUUAACGUUUGGAGAUAAGAAAAGUAUGAACGCUCUGAUUGAUCACUUUGAACCGUACCUUAAUUUUGAAAAGUAAGUUCCACUUGUGUUUCAGUAAGAGAUUGGAGUAGGAUUAGUCUUACGAUUAGAUUUAGAGUUUAGAUUAGGAUUAAAGUUUAGAUUAGGAUUUGGGUUGUAAUAAAAGUCAGGAUCAGAAAUUUUAGGUCAAAGUUCAGGAUUGUAAGAAUCAUUGACGAAUUUAUUCUCCAGGUUUGACAAAACGCAUUCAGAUGAUGAGCUGUUAUUCCUGGAAUGUUUCUGUAACAUUGCUGAUGGUAUUGAGGUAUGCCACUUGAUAUAGUUCUAGUGAUAAUGAUCGCUUGAUAUAGAUCUAGUGAUAUAACUCACUUGAUAUGAUAAUACCUCAUCACGGCAAUAAUCAGUUGGUCAUUUCUCGUAUCUUACCUAUUUAUCAGAAUGAUGAGAAUGGCAAUCAAUUGAAGAAUAUCAUAAUUGAUAAAGGAUUAGUACAACAAGCUGUUCAGUAUCUGGAGCUGUAUACUCCCUCGCAAGCAUUCAGGUAUGGCCAGGUCAUUCACAAAGCAUGGCUGACAGAUGUGGUUAGCGUGCUUUUACUGUGUGAUAUUACUAUGAUAUUACUCUUACUAUUAUGAUAUUUAGUGACUCGGUAUAUUUCUUUUUUCUUCAGCACAUCAAACUUGAGUGACACAGAUUUGUGGAAAGAAUUUCUUUCUCGGCCAUCUUUGCCAUUCAUUUUAAAAUUCUUGUCUGGAAUGUGCAAGGGUCAUGAACGUUCUCAGGUAAUGAGAGUUUAAGACCAGAGGAAAUAUUGUUCCUUAUGACUUAUCACAAACAUCUAGAUACCUAGUACUUCUUAAGACCAGAGGAAAUAUUGUUCCUUAUGACUUAUCACAAACAUCUAGAUACCUAGUACUUUUGAGUAAAUUGAUAAAUUACAACAAAUAUCGGCGGUGAUGGGUUCAUCUUUUGACGAGAAUCAUUAUUUACUUCAUUCGUUGUUUCCUCCCUCAGUUGGCAGUGUCUGAAACAGCAGUACCGACAAUCCAUCGUCUGGAACAAGUCUCAUCAGAAGAGAAAGUUGGAUCUUUGGCUGAGAACUUGAUGGAAGCUUUGAAAGAACAUCCUGACGCUAAAACGAAGGUAAAACUAACUUUCUUUAUACUGGAUAGCUUUAUCAAUCCUAAACUGUUCUCGCCAGAGGUCAAGCAAGGAUCAUCUUCGUAUUGACAACUGAUAACUACAUAAAUGUCAAAUACAGUGGUUAAAGUGUGUGGUUUGUUCCAGGUGACCGCCGUCCGUCGUGAAACCAGACUGGAAAAGAAGAAAUUGGCGAUGGCAAUGAGAAUGAAACAACUUGGAGCUCUCGGGAUGAGUGUAUGUCUUCUCAAUAUCGUUCUAGUAUUGUUGUAUUGACGUUUAUCACAUUCAAGCUCUCUUGACUCCUCUAGGCUACUGAAAGUGGAAAAAUAAUCACCAAACCCUCUGCAGUCGUUCAAGGAUUUGAAGAAAUUUCUAAUGAAACCGGUUUAACCUGUUGUAUUUGCCGUGAAGGUUAUAAAUAUCAUCCUAAUAAGGUGAGUGAAAUAACAGUUGACAGAAUGUUGUUAGUCCACACUUGCGAGUGAAAUAACAGUUGUCAGAAUAUUGUUAGUUCAUACUUGCGAGUGAAAUAGCAGUUGACAGAAUAUAGUGAAUUCUUUCUUAAAACACACGACGUAUUUUCAGGUUCUUGGUAUUUACACGUACACUAAGCGUUGCAUCUUGGAUAGUUUUGAAUUAAAACAACGAAAAACGCAGGUGAGUACUGUAUUUUAUUACAUUGGAAAUAAUGUGAAAUUGCUUGGCAGAUUCUGGAAGCUUUAGUAGAACUUGUGAUGUCUGUAAGGAAUCGAAAGACUUGCUAUAAGAUUGUCAAUUUUCCAAUCUAGGGUUACAGCACAGUCAGUCACUUCAAUAUUGUUCAUUAUGAAUGUCAUGUUGCGGCAAUCAGGUAACUAAUUGUAACAUCUCAAACGUGGUGUAUUGGACAAUAAGCUGCCGUAAUUUGUAUACCUGAAUUACCUGGAAAAAAUUAAAAGUUUUUCCAGUGGCUGAAGGACAAACGAUUUCCUAAAUAAUAUUUUUUUACAUUGUCAUGUGUUAGACUGGCUCGUGGUCGAGACGAGUGGGAGAGUGCGGCGUUGCAGAAUUCAAACACCAAGUGUAACGGAUUGUUGCCCAUCUGGGGACCACAGGUAAGGAGUUGAACGUAUAGUUCAAGAAAUGUUUAAUACUUAGUUUAUGGUGACAAUCAUUGCUUCUAACGUGAGAAACUUUAAUUGGACGUAUUUCAUCAUAUCGUUCGUAGGUUCCGGAGUCAUCAUUUGCAAGCUGUUUAGCGAGGUAUAUAUACUAUCUAACCACAUCUUUUGUUAAUCCAUUAAGCGCCAGUGAUAUUUUUUCUCUCAGAUAUUUUUUCUUGUUACUUCAGCGUAUACCCACUGUUUCUAUUUCUUCCCUCUUCAGACACAAUAACUACAUCCAAGAAGCGACGAGUCACAUUGAACCGACAUUUCACAACACUGUUCAUGAUAUGCGUCUGUUGCUCGAGAGAUUUGCCUUUGAGAAAUCUUUCAACGAAGAUUCCGGUGGUGGAGGCCGGCAGAGUAAUUUCAACAUCAUUCCUUAUAUGGUACACAUGGCCUUGUAUGUCAUGAACACGUAAGUAUGAUGCAGUACCAAACAUGGCAGGGUUUUCUCCAGAGAGAAGUCAUAAUCCAGUCUAAUAUCUUGAUAUUUCUAGUGCUCGUAUACGUAGCCUUGAGAAGUCCGUCACAACGUUUGUUGAAGAAACUCAUACCACUUGGAUCCAGUCAUCAUUUGAAGUUAGUAUUAAUUAUUAUUCAGUGUGGAAAGUGAACUUAGAGGAUACUGUAUGUUUAUUUUUUCCUUGUAUAAGUGUCAAAUUGUAUAUCAUUACGUUCCCCUAGUUUUCCAUCAUUCCUCUUGUGCUAAUACAAGUUCGACUUUAUUUUCGUAGGUGAAUGGUCCUCUCUUCAUGACUGUGUUGUCUCUGUUCACUCACUCCCUGGAGGAAUGGAAGAAGAUACGAAUGAUUUUCCUCAGUAGAUUAAUUGUCCUUGCUCAUGUUCGUGAAGUGUUUCCCAAAGGAGCCACAAAGUAAGAUCUCAAAGAAUUUGUAUUUAACUUUAUUUAUACUGGAUAUCAGUUCCAAACUGUUCUCUCUAGAGGUCCAGUAAGGAUCAUCUCUAAUUGAUCCAGUUUAGUUUAGGUUUCCUCCUGUAGUAACACUAACUUCAUACUGGAUAUCUCUAUCAGCUAUAAACUGUUCUCUCUAGAGGUCCAGUAAGGAUCAUCUCCUAUUGAUCCAGUGUUACUACAGUAGGAAACCAAAACAAAACAAACCAAAGCAACUGUCUUUUCUGUUGAUGUAUUCUUGUAGACUGAGCGAUGGUGAAGUGAAGGCUUACACUGUGUAUCGUCCUAUUCUCAUUUUCUUCGCUCUUGUUAACAAACUGCACCACAUGUUGAAGGUAUAAAGAUCUCGGUAACUGAUUUAUUUUUUAUAUCUUUGAUUCAAGUCGCGAAUAUUUUGUAAAUUAUUUCAUAGGAACAUCUUUCCUCGACAUCAUCUUGGUCGCAGGAUGUUGCCUCGUUCAUACGAAACAACGACGAGAAGAUCUUGAAAUCCUGUGAAGAGGUACACUCAUUUGUUUCGUUUUUUUAUUUUGGAGAUUUUCAGUUAGAUGACGUAUUUAAGUUUAAUAAUUCUGGUUUGGGUUUUAGUUGUUGAGUUUUUAUCAAGACGAUCUUCUUCCGGCGUCAUCCUUCUCGGAGUUUUAUGAUGUUGCAGGUAGAAUUAUUCAUGUGAUUUUUGAUGAUCUAUUUGUGUACAACAUUGGCGUGAUUCUGCAGCAAAUGGUCGUCAACUUCAUGAAUAUUGACAUUAUAGGAUUGCCACAGGAGCACGACAUAUAAUGAAAAGAAUGAACAUUAUUUCCUUACUCUGAUAACUGCAGGUUGACCACCAUCUGCUGCACGAUAGUGUUUGCCGUGAAACACACAUUGGGUUAAGAUUUUAUUUUCAAACUUCUCUUUAAUUAACUCGACGCCAUAUUUUUAGGCUUACUUGGAGAACUCGGCGAUCCAGCGAAAUUCAUGAAAGAUGUUUUCAACUCUCUUCCAAAGUAAGUUUCGGCAAAGGUAAAUUUUGGGCUACUAUGUCUGUGGAAUGUUUAAUGUUGAUGUCAUAUUUUUUUCAUCAUAGGUGAGUUGUUGGAACAAAUGAAAUGAAAGAAAGACAACGUAAUAGACGUAAUAAAUUUUGCAAUUGUUACCUAGAUUAGUUUAGUACAUUAUUCUUCACAUUGUGUUUAUCAAUAAAAUUUGAUUAUGAAGUCAUUGUUUUUCUUUGGAGGAACUUCUUUGCGCUUAUCCUGAC